ACUUGAAGAGGGAAGAAAUAAAUGACUUUGGUGGGAGAUCAAGAUUGGUAUGCUAGUCGGGGUUUUCCCGGCAAUUCUUGGCAUUCUAUAGAAACGAGGCUCUUUCAAAAGAAGUCUGUUUGGAACGGAACAGCAAUGGCGCGAGGAAAGGAAGCAAUAGCACUCAUUUUGGAUGUCAGUCCAUCCAUGAGUGAUGCAGCCGACAAUGAUUCAUCAUCUUUCAAAAGAUGUUUGGACAUAGCAAUGAUGAUACUAAAACGAAAGAUUUUCUCAGAAUCAAAAGAUGAAGUGGCAGUCAUUCUCUUUGGGACAGAUGAUACAAAGAACCCACUUGCAGAAACUUUACCAGGAUACAGAAACAUAACAAUUCUACAAGAAUUGGGUUUGCCAAAUUUUGAACUACUGCGAAUGCUCAAUGAGGAUGUCAAUUUAGGAACUGCAUCUGGAGACUUUAUUGAUGCUAUUGUUGUGGCUAUGGAUCAUCUACUAACCAAAAUCAGUGGUAGGAAAACUGAGCCAAGAAUUGUACUUUUCUCAAACCUUGCUUCUGCAUUUGGAACAGACCAACUAGAAAGUGUUGUUAAAAGCAUGAAGGGCUUGAAAGUGCAGCUAACCUUCAUUGGUCCUGAUAUUCCUGAAGAUAUAAAUGAAAUUGACCUUGAACAGAACAGGCGGAAAUCUAAAAAGGACGGAAAAACAAGUGCCCCAGAAAGUAACAAUGACAUGCCAAAGCCCUUGUCAUAUCAGCAGAUGAAAGGUGUCAAAUGUGUCAGUGGAAUGCUAGAGCAGGUUGAUGGCGAGGGCUUAUCUUUUACUGAAGUAUUGCCUAUGCUAAGUUUCUUUCAGACAAGGGAGGUCAAGCAGACGACAUCGUUCAGAGGACCUCUUGAAAUUGGAGACUGGGUGAAAAUAAACCUUUUUGGUUUUAUAAAGGUGAAAGAAACAAGAGUCAGCUCUUUUGAACCAAUAUCUGCAAUAUCAGAGGCUUCUAAGAACCCAGGAAACAUGAGCAUAUGUGUCGAGAGAUCAUACCAUCUUCCAGACGAGGACCUUACUGAAGUUGACAAAAAGUUCACAGCAAAUGCGUAUAAGUAUGGAAAGUCCCUUGUUCCUUUUGGUAAAGUAGAUCAAAAACUUGCAAAACUUCAAACAGAGAGAUGCUUAAAACUGUUAGGAUUCACUGAUCGAUCGAAUAUUAAUGAGUAUGAUCAUCAAGGGGAGGCUGUCUAUCUUUUUGUCCCGCAGCCAGGUGAUAAGGAUGCCGCUAUCGCAUUAUCAGCAUUGGUACACGCAUUAGAAGAAACAAACACAGUGGCAUUGGUUCGUUAUUGUAGAUGCAAAAACGCAGUACCAAGUCUUGCUUUCCUUGCCCCUCUCAUCAAAGUCCAUUACGAGGGCCUCUACAUGAUCUUCCUUCCAUUUGUAGAAGAUCUGCGCAGAUACGGUUUUUUGCCACUUGAUACUGUUAAGAUUUCGGAUGAGCAAUCGCAAGCCAUAGACGCCCUAAUAGAUGGAAUGGAUGUUUCAAAUGCUUAUGUGACCGCAAGUGGUGAAAAAGAAGAAGCAUUCAAACCCAAGAAUACGUUGAAUCCCUUCAUACAAAGGCUUUGCGAUUGCGUGCAAAAAAGAGCAUUAAAUCCCACGGACGAAACACUUCCUCCACUCGCAGAACCUAUCAAAAAGUCAAUUGAGCCCUUGCCGCGACAGGGAGCCAGUUGUAGACCGACGAUAGACAAAAUCAAGGAACUUUUUCCACUGGCAGAAAUCAGCAAGAAGAAGAAUAAGAAUGUUUUUCAGAUAAGUGAGGAAAGCACAGAACCAAAGCUAAAAAGAAUGAAAAUAGCGAAUGAAAACGAAAAUGGGGAACCAAGUUUUGCGCGACUGGCUUCAUCCUGUAUCACCGAGGUUGGAACAGCUGAUCCAGUUAAAGAUUAUCAACUUCUUCUUCAUAAUUCUAAUUCUUCGACUUUUCGAGAAGUGAGCCAGCAACUUGCCAAACGAAUCCUGCAGCUAGUCAACGAUUCGUUCCUCGAUCAGUAUUAUCAGAAAGCGCUUGAUUGCCUUAAGGCGUUGCGCCAAGAGUCUUUACAGGGAGGAGAAAUUGACAUUUUCAACGAGCUUUUACAGAAGAUAAAAGAAUCAAUGAAAGGAAAGCGGAGAAAUGACUUCUGGGAACUUAUCAUUACGGAGAGAAUCGGGCUAAUAACGCAGGAGGAAUGUUCGAAAAGCCACGUGAUAGAAAAGGAAGCGGCACAAUUUUUUGGAUCACAACAGAACAAUACCGAAAAGACUGCUGCUGUUCAAGAAGAUGUGAAAGAUGUCGAUGACCUGCUGGAUAUGAUGUAAGCUCCACUUUGGAUCCGUAUCAAAUGGCACUUCGUUUCUCACCGGAGGAGAUACUGUUACAUCUCGCACAUGGAAAUAGGCACUUGCUAUUGCAAAGUAACGAUACUUUGUUUUUGCUACUGCAGA
Messenger RNA from Rhopilema esculentum, 2472 nucleotides. Its product is annotated as DNA repair protein Ku80. The record is from RefSeq and is a predicted model, not a curated record. Gene Ontology annotation, cellular component: nucleus; Ku70:Ku80 complex. NCBI's taxonomy places the organism in Eukaryota, Metazoa, Cnidaria, Scyphozoa, Rhizostomeae, Rhizostomatidae. Gene Ontology annotation, molecular function: DNA helicase activity; telomeric repeat DNA binding; damaged DNA binding. Gene Ontology annotation, biological process: DNA recombination; telomere maintenance; double-strand break repair via nonhomologous end joining.